Messenger RNA from Cydia amplana, 1668 nucleotides. RefSeq names its product EF-hand domain-containing family member B-like. The record is from RefSeq and is a predicted model, not a curated record. The coding region runs from base 100 to 1665 and encodes 521 amino acids. Lineage: Eukaryota; Metazoa; Arthropoda; Insecta; Lepidoptera; Tortricidae. The transcript has a single exon.
AAUAGACAACAACUUCACUUCACUCAAACGUCAGUCACCCUUCAAUACUAAUGUCAUUUUUAUAAAAACAUUUUACAAUUUAAAUAAAUCUUUUUUACAAUGCCUAUCGAUUGCCAAAGAUCCACGUCCGGCGGGAAGGGGAACAUAGGUCUCUUCAUGGAGAGAAACCCCAAGGUCUGCGCUGCUGGUAUACCGACCGCCCAACCUGAUGAUAAGGUCUCCGAUUCCCUCCAACAUUACCUCCUGAAGGACGAAGCUGAUGCCCUCCUCAGCGACGCCAUCCACCCUCCAAAACCUCCCAGACCCUUACCACCUCUCAGACACCCUCCGAAGUUGGAUAUGCGAUAUGCUUACCGCGGACACGUUGCUCAGCUUGUCAACCCACCACUCGAAACGAAGUAUCAUGAAAUAGCUCAUAAUUUAAAAGAAUCCGUGUAUUCAUCUUAUUGGACGAAGAGGUUAGCGCAGUCUAAAGACCCAGUACCUAUGCUACCUGAGGGCUUUGAUAUAGAAGGCACUACGUUCGGUAAGAAGACGGGAAAUCAUGAGAGUUUGUAUGAUCUCGUCAUGCCUAAAGUUCCUUUACUUGAUAAGACUCCGCGCGCUAAGCAGUUAUCUGUCCAACAUGAUAGGAACUACUGCAGGCCUCCUUAUAGCCCAAAUUUAACAUAUGGACAUAGGACAGGCCGCGACGAAAGGGGGAGAUCUACUAAAUGCUGUCUUACUGAUGAUAAAGUCACGGUUGGUACAAGCGAUCGCGAAAUUGUAAACAGUGUUUUAGCUGAUUACAAGACCUUUUCAAAGCCAAAAGUAGGAGGUGCUCUAACACCUUGUAAUAAUAUUAAUGAGGUCCGCCAAGGACAUGCCUUCGGGAUUAUCAGGCGUCCUGACAGCGUAGCGGAGUGUUUAACGAACUGCAAGAUUAACCCAGAGAAGGAAUACAUUAAGAAAUGCUUUAACCAUCUUAAUAAACUUAGACGCGUUCUAUCAACUCGAUACCUACCAACCUUCUUUGGGAAUUUCUAUCUAGGACUUCAAUUCUUAGAUAAAGAACGCACAGGAUGGCUCCCAAAAGUCGUCGUAUACGACUACGCGGCUACAAAGUUCAUCAGAUUCGACGCAUCGCUGAUAGAACCUCUACUCUUACUCUGGAACGCUUUCGACGGGCAACAGAUAGAAUAUAAAACAUUCGUCCGCGCCAUAAACUACAGAAUACCAUACGCAGAAACACCCAAGUUACCCGACUUCCCUGACGCGUGUAUAGAUUACAGAACAACUUAUACAGAGAUGGUGAAGCCUGACCAGCCUCCUGACUGCUCGCCGAUGGCAGGGCUGCCGUCAGGUAGAUAUUUCGACUUGUAUUUCCCGAUAACUCCAGAGUACUACUCAACCGCCGACAGGGUUUUUCUUCCUCAUGAGACAGACGUGAAAGCCUGCAUAGACCCUACCAUCAUGACGUUGUUUCACGUGAACCAUAGAGAUAUGUACGCGAAGCGAGCACCAGAGGUCGUUCGACGGGUUUUCGAGAACAUCGGGGAGCAGUUUACUGAUGAGAGGUUUAAUCAAGUCUGGGAUGAAGCGAAGAAGUAUCAUUCUGAAGGCUGGGUGUGUUUCGAGACCUUCAAGCGCGCUUUGGAGGCGGCAAUACCUGGCAGCAAGGAUUAGGAC